Leptinotarsa decemlineata (Colorado potato beetle) is the source of this 1165-nucleotide messenger RNA. Its product is annotated as cathepsin L-like peptidase. Gene Ontology annotation, molecular function: cysteine-type peptidase activity. The record is from RefSeq and is a predicted model, not a curated record. NCBI's taxonomy places the organism in Eukaryota, Metazoa, Arthropoda, Insecta, Coleoptera, Chrysomelidae. Gene Ontology annotation, biological process: proteolysis.
GAUCUUCAAACAUAAGCUCCUGACGAUAGGUAUAUAAAAGGAAAUAUAUUCAAUAGAAAUAUCAAACUGAAUUCAGUGGUGGAUUGAAUAUAACAUCAUUUUCAUGAUGAAGUUCUUCAUUAUAUUCUUUUUUGCUCUCGCCGCAACAGAAGCUCUUGGUGAUAAGGAGAAAUGGCAGAAUUUCAAAAUCAAUUUCUCCAAGUCCUACCAAAACGUGGUAGAAGAAAAAAGGCGUUUCAAUAUUUUUCUGUCGAAUUUGUUGAGGAUCGAAGAACACAACCAAAAUUUCAGUCGCGGUUUGUCAACCUAUGAAAUGGGAGUCAACAAAUUUGCUGAUCUAACUCCUGAAGAAUUUAUGGAAAGAUUCAGGCCCUUAAGGAAAACAAAGCCAAAGUUUCUCAGCGAACAAGCAAAAUUCAAUUUCGAUGGAGAUCUGCCUGCUGAAGUUGAUUGGACCAAACGAGGAGCAGUUACAGAAGUCAAAAGUCAAGGUUCCUGUGGAUCUUGCUGGGCCUUUAGUACAACGGGAUCAGUGGAGAGUCACAACUUUAUAAAAACUGGAAAGUUGAUUUCCCUUAGCGAACAACAAUUGGUGGACUGUGUGAAGAAUAACUCUGGAUGUGGCGGUGGUUGGAUGGAUAUAGCUCUGGAAUAUAUCGAGGCCGAUGGCAUUAUGUUAGAAGAUGAUUAUCCAUACGAAGAAAGAAAUACCACGUGCAGAUUCAAUAAUUCAAAAGCUGCUGUUCGAAUAAAGUCAUACAAAGCUAUUAAGAAAAAUGAUGAGAUCGACCUUCAAAAGGCCGUAGCACUCGAAGGACCCGUUUCAGUAGCAGUUGAAGUAACGGUAGCAUUUCAGUUAUAUGCUAGAGGAAUUCUAAAUGACCCACAGUGUAAAAACACCGAAGGUGAUCUAACUCAUGCAGUACUUGUCACUGGAUAUGGUUCACAAGAUGGUAAAGACUACUGGAUUGUGAAGAACUCCUGGGGUGCUGAGUACGGAAUGGACGGGUACCUAAGGAUGUCUAGAAAUGCCGACAAUCAAUGUGGAAUUGCAACCAGAGCUUCUUAUCCUGUUCUGUAGGAGGCAAAGGAAUGUUUUUAUCUAUUCCAGGAAUGUCUUAUAUGUUUUAUGAUAUGAAAAUUAUUAAAUCCAUAAUUUCCUAAA